AUGCAGCCUUCGAUCUCGGACGAUAGCUCGGACAGCAGCUUUCCCAGCACUUCCAUCAUCAUCGUUACAGUCGGAUUAAUCGUCCUUGUGGGUCUCGUUAUUCUUCUGGUUGUGCUACGGCGUGGCAGGUCCGACCCUGGUCAGAGUGAAUGUAAUGUCCAUCAACCGCCUGAAAACUCGCGCUUUUGCAUGAAACGCACGACGUUUGCCGUUCCGGAGGCAGGACAUAGUGACCACGUGGAAAUUGACUCGAGCGGGUCGGUCGUUCCUGUGCUGGGCGACAACGCUCUUCACCGCAAGAUUGAGGAGGCCAAUCAGCACGAGCUCAAACCUUCCUGGGCUGAAGCCAGCUCGUACAGUGUCGCUCCUCUCAGCAGCAGACAUACGCGACCAGCGGUGCCGAUGCUUAUCUAUACGCCAGCUCGAGGGCGUGGGCUGACUGAUAGCCACCCAGCCAGCGACUACAGUCAAAGUUCGCACACAGACGACUAUUCUAUCGGCAUGCUCGAGUCGCCAGUCUCUACGGAAUACAGCUUCGGCUCCGAAGCCGAUGAUGUGUUCUUGUCCACACAUUGGGACGAAGUUGACUCGUACAGAAGUAUGGAUUAUACCUUCUUGUCGACGACGUCAUCGGACGUAUUUGGCUCAAAUCGGGCUAGGAACGGGGGCGCUUGGAAGCAAGUGUAUGGCCCGAACGACACACCUCCCGGUCAGACGCGUCUGUCUACGGGUGCUCUGUUUGUGCGGACUAUUGACCCGACCGAGCUAAGAAGGAUGCGUCUCGACACUCGUGCCUACGGAACACGAAGCAACCGAAUGCGCUUCGACGUCGAAGUGUAG
This is a messenger RNA of Phytophthora infestans T30-4, 840 nucleotides long. RefSeq lists its product as uncharacterized. Lineage: Eukaryota; Oomycota; Peronosporomycetes; Peronosporales; Peronosporaceae. The transcript has a single exon. The record is from RefSeq and is a predicted model, not a curated record. Bases 1 to 840 code for a protein of 279 amino acids.